Molecule: messenger RNA, 3503 nt
Organism: Synchiropus splendidus (mandarinfish)
Lineage: Eukaryota; Metazoa; Chordata; Actinopteri; Syngnathiformes; Callionymidae
Product: myristoylated alanine-rich C-kinase substrate
Exons: 4
Coding region: 358-2211 (617 amino acids)
Source: RefSeq, a predicted model, not a curated record
AGAGAGAGAGGGGGGGAGGGAGGGAGGACGAGCGAGCGAGAGAGAGAGAGAGAGAGAGAGAGAGAGGGAGGUUGGUGCUCCAGCAGCGUCUUCUCGCGUCCAACACAACAAGCUUAUUACCCCUUCUCGCUCCCCGCGCUCGGAAACGGAUUUACGCUCACGGACGAAGGAGUUUGGAGGACAAGUAGGAUGCUGAGCAACUUUCCUGCACGUCACUGCACACCAUUCUGCUCUCCAUGACCUGAGAGCGCCACCUAUCGGGAGGAACCACACACCAGAGAGAGAGAGGAGGGGCAGAAGGCCAGGAAGGAAGGAAAACACAUUUUUUUAGUUGUUGUUUGUUUUUGCUUUUUGUAAAUGGCGGCGACGGAGGCCAGCGCGGCGCCGGUGGUCCAGGAGGAUGGGAAAACCCCCGAGAGCAAACCCACGGAAGCAGAGCAGCCAGCCAAAACCGCUAACUCAGAGACUGUGAGCAACGAUGUCGUGGAGAAGGACGGCUCGGCUGUCAACAGCGACCCAGUAGAGAAAGAUGGCGCCGUCGUCAACAGCGAGGUCGCUGACAAUAAAGAGACUGUGAACAAUGACACAUCGGCAGCGGCGUCCGGCGAGGAGGCGGCCGAAGCGGCGGGCGAAGACACACCCGCCACCUCUGAAAACACCUCCUCCGCUGAGCCCAAGACCUCCUUCCUGGACUCCUUUCUGAACAAGAGCGGCCUCGGGAAGGUGAUGGCGGGAAGGAAGAAGAAGGAGCACAGCACCCCCGCAGGAGGGGAGGAGGCAGAGGUAGCAGGAGACAAGGAGGGAGAGAAGGCUGGAGAGGAGGCUGCGGCAGAAGGAGGAGCAGAAGGUGGCGCUGAAGGAGAAGCUGCCACGGAGAAGGCUCUGGAGAAUGGGGAGAAGGAGGAGGAGAAGAAAAGUAAACCGUCGGAAGCAAAGUCGACGGUCCGGGAUCUGAUCCGCAAGCCAGUGGCCCGGAUCUUCUCCCACCGGAGCACCGAGAAGAAAGAGGGUGCCGCCGCGGAAGCCCCGAAACAAGUCAAGGUUCGCUCCAAGUCCCUGGACCGACUGGAAGACGCUGAAGCACUGAACACCACUGCAGACUCCACCACCGAGGAGGGCGGAGCUGUGGGCGGGGCAGAGGGAGGCGCAGAGGGAGGUGCCGAGGAGGAGCAGAAGGCCUCGUCCUCCUCAGCAACAGCCAAGCAUAUGAAGCGCUGGCACUCCUUCAAGAAGCUCAUGGCCCAGAAGGCCCACAAGAAGAGCGGAGGAGGAGAGGACGGAAAGGAGGACGGCGCAGACGGAGAAGGCGGCGGAGACUCCUCCACCUUGGACUCCAAAGAGUCGGGGCAGAAGAGGUGGAAGCUGAAGCGCUCUUGGACCUUCCAGGGCCUCAAGAGGGACCCGUCUGUGGUGGGGAUCAGCGGGAAGGUCAAGAGCUCAGACAAGGAGGGAGCGGACAAGUCGGAGGAAGCGGCAGGAGAAGGAGGAGAGGAGGCCAAAGCUGAGUGUGGCACCGAGGAGGCCGCGGCAGAAGCCGGCGAGGAGAAGGCCGACGGCGGCGAGGAGGAGAAGGCGGCAGGUGGAACGGUCACACAACACGCCAACGAGAUCUGGACCUCCUUCAAGAAGCGUGUCAUCCCCAAGUCCAAGCGCGCCAACACAGAGUGCGCCCCCAGCGGCGAGGAGGACGCAGCCGCUCCUGCAGGUGAGGACGCAGCUGGCGAAGAAGGCAAAGACGGGAAGUCGGCCAAAGCCAAGCGCACGCACUUUGGCCGGGCGGUAUCCCUGAAGAACUUCAUCCUGCGAAAAGGCAAGUCCACCAGCGUGGACCUCGGUGAAGGAGCCAAGGAGGAGGAAGAAGCAGCGGCAGCAGAAGGGGCCGAGGCCGCCGCAGAGGCCGCUGCUGACGGCGAGGCCGUCGCCACUGAGGAGACCAACAACGAAGCAGACGCCGAGAAGACACCAGCUGUAGAGAAGGAAGAGGCUGAGAAGACGCCGGCCGAAGCUCCAGUCACUAACGGAGAGAACGGCUGCUCCAACGGAACAGCAGAAGAGAACAGCACACACAAUCACCAGGAAGAGGAGAAGACAACAGGCAGCAGCCCGGUGAAGAAGACCAAGGAUGUCGCCGGCACAAAAGACGAGGCCAACGCCAAGAUCAUCAACGACACGGCGGUUGUGAACAGCGACAAAAAGGCGGGAAACGUGUGAGGCCGCACAAAGAGGAUUAGAACUGCCCGGGAUUCGCUGAGCAAGGAGCUCUGAGCCCCGCCCACUCCCCCAUUCCUAAAUCCUCCCCAUUCACCCCCCCUCACUCCGCCACAUCGCCAACCCGCCAACCCUCCCACCCCCCCCACCCCGCGCCGCCUCCUCCUCCUCCUCCUCCCAAAUAAACGGAGUAAUCACGUGUACACAGGUCGUCAUGGCGACAGAGCAGGAGAGAGAGACAUAAUAAUUACUCGGAAGCAAUAAUCCAACUUCUGUCACUCAUCCGUCCAUCCCUCCUUCCCAGCGUGUUUUGUUUCCUCUUGUCCGUGAGAUUUUAUAUUCCGAAAAGAAACUGUAAAAAUCGAAACAUUCCAGCGACCUUCCUUCCUCCCGCCCUCCUUCCCUUGUUCCUUCCUUAUUUCCUCCCUUCCUUCCUCCCUCUUUUCUUUCUCUUGCCCCCUUCUUUCCUUCCUCUACUCCCUUUCCUUUGCCUUCCCUCUCUCCCCAUCCUUCCUUCCUCCCUCCCUCCUUCCCAUCCUUCUUUCCUCCCUUCCUUCCUCCCUUUUUUCUUUCUCUCUCCUCCCUUCUUUCCUUCCUCUACUCCCUUUCCUUUGCCUUCCCUCUCUCCCCAUCCUUCCUUCCUCCCUCCCUCCUUCCCAUCCUUAUUUCCUCCCUUCCUUCCUCCCUCUUUUCUUUCUCUCUUGCCCCCUUCUUUCCUUCCUCUACUCCCUUUCCUUUGCUUUCCCUCGCUCCCUCCCUCCUCCUUGAUCACUGCUCUCUGUCCAUACCGACUCCUGAUUGGUGCGUUUCAAAGACAAAAAAAAGAAAAAAAAAAGAAAAAAAAGAGACAGUUAGUUUUAUAUCAACGGCCAUUUUGGUUUGUAGUCUUCUCACCCCGGCCCCGCCCCUCUCUGUAGUUUGACCGUUCAGCAGGACCAGUAUCUAAACCACCCCAAGACUGCCUCCCCUCCCCGGCCCUCACCCCGCCCCCGGCCCCUCCCACCACCAACACUGCGACGUCUUCAGCUCUGUGUGUUUAAUGUUUCUAGACUGUUCUAUUGUGGAUUCAAAAAAAGACAAAAAAGAAAAAAGCACCAUUGAAAAUGUCUCCUCCUUUUCUUUCUUAUUUUUUAAAAAAGCAUCUCACUGUUCCGCAGUCCGACGAUAUGCUGUAAUUAAAAAAUAAUAAUAAUAAUAAUAAUGAUGAUGUUUUGUUGGUCCAAGUUUUCACAUGUCCGCUAGCAAACUGUCAAAAGAACUAGAACAAUAAAGACUAAAAUCUAACAACUACACAA